AUGUCUUUUCUAUAUAGGCAAGAAAUUAAAUCACUACAGGAAGGAAUGCCAAAUACGUUUGUAAUCGGCAUAAUUAUAAAUAAUACAAAUGUAAAAACGUUUACCGCCACUCAAACAAAAUUUAACAGAGGUGAACGUAGCGUGUGGACAUUCACUUUACGAGAUACUGAAGAAGACUUUAUUAAUGUUACAGUAUGGGGAAGUAUGGAAUUUGUAAAACAAGUAUCGUCCGCAUUUAAUAUCGGAUCUGUAGUGGAAGUGAUAAGCGCGAAAAUUAUGAAACGCCAGCCUAAUGAUAAAAAUGAGCAAUUUGUACCAUCGACUUCUAGUCCUUUCACUCUGAUUGUGAAUGAGGGUGCAGCUCUCAUACAUAAUCACGAUGCGCCUACUCGUGAACAAUACAAAAAUUUGCUAAUGCGACCUGUCAAAAGCGUGAACUCCGCAAAAAGCUUGAGAGACAUUUUGGAUAAUAUCGAGGCUUUAUGUGAUCGCUCAGUUGACCUUCUCGUCGUUGUCACAUUUAUCGGCGAUACGCGUAAUAUAAUGACUCGGAAUGGACUAGCUUUAAUAUGUCGCAGUUUCGAGGUCGCAGAUGGAUCGACGGAUAAUACGGUACCAUUGAUAUUAUGGGACAAGAAUUGGGUGGAGAGAUCCGCCUUUUGGGAACCGAAACGGACAAUAUUGUUCUUAGUUGAUGUUCGUAUCGCAUACGAUGAAUAUAAAAAGAAAACGGCGUUAAGUAUUUCAAGAAGAACGCUAAUUACGGAAUGCCCGGACGUACCUCAAGCCGCAAGCAUUAUAAGUGCGAUACAGCAUUAUGAUCCUGAUUCUAUAUGCAGCGAUUCAUUCACUAUACCAAAUCCAAACACUAUUACGACUGUAAUGACAAUACAACAAAUCACGGAGAAGUUACGGAAAAAAGCGAAUACGGAAGGUGAGAGAUUGCAAUUUGCGACAAUUGUAAAAGCUUCGGUGACUGAAAUGAAUUUGGAUGGUUCACUUAAAGAUGUGAUAUCUGUAAAAUGCGCUUUAUGUAAAAAGAUUGUCCCGGAUAUGAAAGAUCCUUGUAUGAACUUGAAUUGCCCAUCAGGCAACGGAAUCCGGACGCCACUAAACAUUGUAAAAUUUAAUAUAAAAAUCAAUUUGAAGGACGACACUGGAUAUCUCAUUGGAUGCCGUCUGACUGGUGAUACCGCAGAGCGAGUCAUGGGAUGCACAACUGAUGAAUUUCAGGCAAUGACGGUAGAAAAGCGCGCCAAAUUGAAAUGGUUAUAUUUGUUAGAAGAAUGCAACGUUCGCCUGCACAUUCUCGGGCCGACAUCUGCCUUCCCGUAUGUUUUAUAUAAUAUUUUAUCCAUUCAACAUUGUCUCGACGAGACAUAUGCAGUCGAAUAA
Molecule: messenger RNA, 1395 nt
Organism: Formica exsecta
Lineage: Eukaryota; Metazoa; Arthropoda; Insecta; Hymenoptera; Formicidae
Gene: hdm
Product: meiosis-specific with OB domain-containing protein
Exons: 8
Coding region: 1-1395 (464 amino acids)
Biological process (GO): resolution of meiotic recombination intermediates
Molecular function (GO): single-stranded DNA 3'-5' DNA exonuclease activity; single-stranded DNA binding
Source: RefSeq, a predicted model, not a curated record